Molecule: messenger RNA, 990 nt
Organism: Drosophila yakuba
Lineage: Eukaryota; Metazoa; Arthropoda; Insecta; Diptera; Drosophilidae
Exons: 1
Coding region: 150-797 (215 amino acids)
Source: RefSeq, a predicted model, not a curated record
AGCUGUAACUUUUAGUCAUAUCUAAAAUUUCGGCAACUUAAGACCUUCCAAUUUUUGUUUGUAAAUAAGUACAUUUUUUUUAAAUUUAACUUUACGGUUUAUGGUGUGAUAGGUAGUUAGUUUCCGAACUCGAUACACCGACAAAAACCAUGUUUCGCAAUUUGUCGAUGCUGAGGAACCAGUUGGCGCUGCACCGAACCCUUGUGGCCCGCUUGACCUCGCGCUCAAAGAUGUCCACCGGUGUUACGUGCCUCACCAUUGACCGUCCGCGAAACAUCGAUGGCGUUACUGUAAUAGAUAUCAACAUAAAUGAUAUGGCCAAGAAUGACGUGGAGUUCAAUCGCAAUUUCGUCAACUCGCUGACAUCGAUGGACCGUCCCCAUUUCCAAGAGGUGACUAACACGGUGGAAACGGAUGCAGUUGAGUCGCCACCCGCCGGAAAUGUGAUUUCUGGAGAUACCGUGGAGAUCCUGCCUACUGGCGCUCCCAGUUCCGUCAUAGGCGUGGAUGGCAACCCCAUUGUGCCCAUCGAGAUUGAUGGCUGGAACCAGGACGAGGAGGAUCCCACCGUGCAGAAGAACGACAAGGCCGUGGACAUUGGCAACGAUGACGAGUACAAGGCAGAGAUGGCGCUGCGAGUGCCAGAGGUCAGGGAAGCUCAAACCGAGUACAAGGGCAUCAAGGUGAAGCUGCCAGAGACGGCCAACCAGGAUUUGGGCACUUAUCGCUUCCGCCGCGAUUCAAAGGAUCUAAAGGAGGUCGGCGACGACACGCGUCUGGUUCGAUUUGACAAAUAGAGGAAACGGUCAACCCGUUUACCCUCCAAAAUUCGUUUGAAUCUUCUGGCCGACUUUCGCUUGUAACUUUUCCAAUUUUGUAGUGAGGUUGAGCAUUGUAACCGGAAUGAUAGCCUGGAUUGGGUUCGGUAGUAGCCAGCACUAGCAUUGAUGUAAUAAAACUUAAAUAUGUAUUCAGUUAAUGAAAGAAAAA